AUGGUGCACGACAAACCACCUGCAGCUGAAUGCAAGACCAAGACCAACACCAAGGAGAUGGGUGUGGAUAAUAAUCUGGACUACCGAAGUGACGUCAGCGUGGGUUUUUUGGGCGGUGACGUCAGCAGCGUUGUUGCAGAGUCACUGCGAUUCGACUGUAAACAAGCUGAAGGAGGAAAAUAUUUAAUUAAAGGAGCAGGUCGUGUUUGCAGCCUUAGCUUAGCCUCAGGGGCCUUUAGGAGAGAAACGCCUUUUUAUUCCUCUGGUAGAUAUUUCUACUCAACAACCAGGACACCUUUCACCCUGGGUGGCUGGUCAGAGCGGGCCUCCUCCCACCAUGAGGCAGGAGGGAAGGACUGCGAGGAGGAAACGCUGCAGACGGCCUUCAAGAAGCUGAGAGUCGACGCCGAGAGCGUUCCCGGAGCAGCGAGCGUUCCCGAGGCGUUGGCUCCCCGAGCGUCUCGAGCGAGUCUCGACGACACCGGCGGAGCGAAGCCUAAACUCAGCUGCCCCAAAGACAACUGGCACGGCUGCAUGAGGAAAACAUCUCGAGGAGCAUCCAGAACGCAGCGCCGUCGGAGGUCCAAGUCUCCGAUCCUCCACCCGCCCAAGUUCACCUACUGCAGCGCCUCCUCGGCCUCGGCGCUGUCGCCCCCUAGUGUCUGCCUGAAGCACCAGCGGCUGGCCGUGCCCGAGCCGGCGGAGCCUCGCCCCGUAGCAGACGGGAGAACCGCCUCCUCCGCCGCCUCCUCCGAGCUCUCCGCCUCGGGCCACAUCUCCCCCGUCGUGUUUGGAGCUGACGCUGCCGUCUCCUCGCCGUCGUUACAGGAGAUCUCCGCCGCCGCCGCCGUGAUGUCACCCAGGCCGGACGGAGACGUGCGGUCGAGUGAGGAGAACGGCGCCGAGAAAAGCGAGGGAGGGGAACUCGGAGCGGGAGCGGAAGCCGCCGACUUCCGAGCUUUGUCCGAGCUGCACAGCGGCGGCUCGGCGGACGGCGCCCUCGUCCCCUGCUCCUCCUGCGCUCAGAGGAGUCGCUCCGAUUCCCCGAGAGGCCCGGAGGAGAGCGCGCAGCAGGCGGCCGAGUCUCCGUGCCAGUGCCGGCCUCACGGCCUCGGCUGGAACGGCGUGGAGGUGUACUCCUUCACGGGGCUCCGCAACGUCAUCUCAGAGUGCGAGAGGAGCCUGCCGAGCCACGACGCCUCCAGAACUCUGAGCGCCGCCGCCGCCGCCGCUUCCUCGCCUUCGUCAUCGUCGUCGUCGCUGUCGUCCGGCUCUCCUCGCUCGUGUUCGGAGCAGGCGCGAGCUUACGUCGAUGACAUCACAAUAGAGGACCUUUCUGGCUACAUGGAGUAUUAUCUAUACAUCCCCAAGAAGAUGUCACACAUGGCGGAGAUGAUGUACACUUAAAUAAAUAUUAUUAUCAUUAUUAUUAUUAUUAUUAUAUCGAAUAAGGAAAUAAGACGAUAAAGAGGGUUUUUUUUCUGUUGCUGACGGAGAACGCGUCCUCAGAGGAAUGUCAGUAGACGUAGACGAAUGAAUCAGGCAUGAAAGUUGUAAUUUAAAUAUACAACGUUAACUGAUUUGUAACCCAGGUUGAGAUGUUUCCAUUUCCCUGCCCUCUGUUUAAACCCUCCCCUCAUUUUACUGAAACCGACAGAAACACAAGACCGCCAACGAUUUCUCAUUAGUUCAGACC
Messenger RNA from Scomber japonicus (chub mackerel), 1696 nucleotides. RefSeq names its product oxidative stress responsive serine-rich 1 (gene oser1). Lineage: Eukaryota; Metazoa; Chordata; Actinopteri; Scombriformes; Scombridae. The coding region runs from base 1 to 1407 and encodes 468 amino acids. Gene Ontology annotation, biological process: cellular response to hydrogen peroxide. The record is from RefSeq and is a predicted model, not a curated record. The transcript is spliced from 6 exons.